CGCCAAGUGGCUCAACGUCUAAACUUUCACAUAGGAGCCUAUUAAUGCGUGAGAAUUUGGUAAAAUGACGGAUCCAUCUAAACCCGUCCGAAAACGACGACGCCCUGCGUUUUCUUGCACCGAGUGCCGUCGUCGAAAAGUCCGAUGCGACCGAGCUGUCCCUUGCCUCCAGUGUACCGCUUACAACAAUGCCUCGGGGUGUACGUACGAGGAAGGCCAUCGCAGUCUUCCUGUUCGGGCGGCCUCUAGUACACUCCGCAGUAGACAACAAGAAGACCGAACUCAGAGUAGCCCUAACGCUCCGCGCCAUCCUGAUGUAUCUCCACGAACCUCAACGCCAGCUGCCCCCGGUGGGCGCCUUCAAGGCACAAUAUCGAAGACUAGGGUUUUCGGCUACGGCCACUGGAUGACUGCUUCUUCAAUGGGAGAGGAAUUUUCCAUCUUCGAGCCCAUUGGUGAGUAUUACAAAAAUGUAUUCCAACAUGCAGACCACAGUCCCACAGACGAGGUCACAAAAAUAGUUGUCGAAUGCAAACAACUAGCUCGAGAUAUUAAGAAGCAAAGACCAAGUCGGAGACGUCUCGCUGUCGAUAUUCAUCUGUCUUUUCUCGACCGUCAGGUGAUGGAUGAACUCGUCGCCCUAUAUUUCAACACGUUUGAGUCUUGCCAUCGUAUAGUCUAUCGACCAUCAUUUAUGGCGGAGUACAAAAACUACGUUGACAGUCAGGGGUCCUCCGAGAACCCUUUUCUACUGCAGCUUGCACUGGUCAUCACUGUUGCAGGCGCAUUGCACGGCGAUUCCAAUGUUCGCGGUGAGAUAGCCGCGAAAGCACCAACAUGGAUCCAUAUCUCCCAAACAUGGCUUUCCGCACCACUGGAAAAAGAUCGUUUGACAUUAAAGUGUAUCCAAGUUCAAUGCUUGCUACUUCUGUGUCGUCAAAUAUACCACGUUGGAGCGGACCUUGUAUGGAUUUCAGUCGGCUCGCUCAUGAGAAUGGCCAUGCAUAUGGGGCUACACCAAGACCCUAAUAAACUUGGAGAGAUGAGUGUGCUGGAGAAAGAAAUCCGCAGGCGUCUGUGGUACACCAUCCUGGAAAUGAAUGUGCAAGCGGCAUUGGAUUCAGGGGGUCCUCCCAUGAUUCUGGAUGGGGAUUACAAUACUCAACCGCCGUCUAAUAUAAGCGAUGAAGAUCUCGAGCAUGUCGUUCGGGAGGAAGAGCUUUCGAAUAAUCCUUCUCGAAUGUCUUUGCAAUCGCUACUAGCAAAGUCACUUCCACUCAGACUGCGAGUAACCAGGAUUAUAAACAGUCUACAAGAGGAACCUUCCUAUAAUCAGAUUCUGAAUAUCAGCAAUGAACUAGCCUCAGCAUGUCGUGAAGUGACUACCGUUCUCGACCAAGCCGCUUCUACAAGCAACUCACACCCCACAGCUAAAUUUGCACAAAGCUACUGCAACCAUCUCCUCCGUCGCUUUCCUCUCUGCCUUCACUUUCGAUAUGCCAUCAAAGCCAAAUCAGACCCGCUCUUCAGUCAUUCCCAGAAAGUGGGUCUUGAAGCCGCGUUAGAUCUUGUAUCUCUCCUUGAAGACGAUCUUUAUAGACGCUUACUCCUCGUAGGCGGUGGCAUGUUUCGUGAUAUUAUCACCCGAGGUGUAUUACUCAUAUUCUUGGAACUGAGUCCGGACCCGGAAACAGAGACAUCCAAUUUUGCAAAGAAAAGGAAUCGCGCUCGCCAGGACCCCCUGCUCCGUGAUGCGCAUCGUGUGGUACAGUAUUCUGAAGAUAGAAUCAGACAUGGCGAUACCAAUGUGAAAGUCUACGUGGUUCUUCACAUGUUGAUGGUCCAAGCUCAAGGUCGUUUCGAUGGCUCACUAACUGAUGAUAAUAUCACAAAAGCUUUACAUGAUGGACUGUAUACAUGUCACCAAAUACUGAAGGAUAUGGUGACUGAUAUCAACAACCAGAACAGUAAUAACUCGACAUAUUCUGAUAUUGACUUUGAGUCCUGGACAUCUAAUGACAUGAAUAUGACUGCACAAGCUGAUUUUGGGAUGAACACCUUCAACAAUGUCGACGAUGCGAAUAUAAACUUUGACUUCUUGGAUUAUCAACUUCCUUCUCAGUGGGCAGAUCAAACAUGGAGUUGAAAUAAUAUAUGGUACAUUUAUAAUACAUUGUCUGUAGCAAAAGGGAGGAGAGAAAAACAUCUAAUUAAAUAAUCCAAACCCA
This is a messenger RNA of Talaromyces proteolyticus, 2228 nucleotides long. Its product is annotated as fungal-specific transcription factor domain-containing protein. The record is from RefSeq and is a predicted model, not a curated record. Gene Ontology annotation, biological process: DNA-templated transcription; regulation of transcription by RNA polymerase II. Bases 65 to 2146 code for a protein of 693 amino acids. Gene Ontology annotation, molecular function: zinc ion binding; RNA polymerase II cis-regulatory region sequence-specific DNA binding; DNA-binding transcription activator activity, RNA polymerase II-specific. Gene Ontology annotation, cellular component: nucleus. Lineage: Eukaryota; Fungi; Ascomycota; Eurotiomycetes; Eurotiales; Trichocomaceae. The transcript has 2 exons.